Anoplophora glabripennis (Asian longhorned beetle) is the source of this 4885-nucleotide messenger RNA. It is a transcript of the gene Iml1, whose product is annotated as GATOR complex protein DEPDC5. Bases 251 to 4819 code for a protein of 1522 amino acids. The transcript is spliced from 23 exons. Gene Ontology annotation, molecular function: GTPase activator activity. Gene Ontology annotation, cellular component: lysosomal membrane; GATOR1 complex. Lineage: Eukaryota; Metazoa; Arthropoda; Insecta; Coleoptera; Cerambycidae. Gene Ontology annotation, biological process: intracellular signal transduction; negative regulation of TORC1 signaling; cellular response to amino acid starvation. The record is from RefSeq and is a predicted model, not a curated record.
UUUUAAAAUGUCAUUUUUAAUUUAUUGCAGUAGAUUAUUUAAAAGUAUCAGGAUCUGGAACUAAAAUUGAAAAUGAUUUUAAUAAACAAUCAUGUUAUUAGAAUAUAAUAGUCCGCGUAUGGAAUAAAGUGAAUUCGAAUUUUGAAUAUGUAUUGUGACAUUAUAAUAAACAUUUGUAAAUAUUUACGUAAAGCAAAGUCCAUUACAAUAAUAAAAUUAUAGAUUUUAUAUAUAGAUUUUAGUAUCCAACAUGAAGUCAUUUAGACUAAUAGUACAUCAGAAAAACUUUAGUGAUGAAGAUUUGAUUAUAAACCAAAAAGAUUAUCCAGAAGCUAAAAGAAAUCAUAUUGUUGAAAUAUAUCAUCCUCCUCCGCCCGAGGAGGAACAUCAGAAAACUAAAAACAAACCUGAUGUAGAGGAGGAGUUUCCUAGACUUCUGUUGCAAAUAAAGUCAUUUGGUAAUGAUUUGCUACAAACUAGGGAGACCAUUAGCGUUGAACAGAGUAUAGCUUCUGCUUUUGGUCUACAAACAUAUAAAAAUGUUACCAUAAGAUUAGUAAAUCCUGCUGAUGUCGCAUUGGAUUCAAUAGAAUUAACUUUUAAGGACCAAUAUAUGGGAAGAUCAGAAAUGUGGAGACUGAAAAACAGCUUGGUUAACACGUGUGUAUACAUGAAUAAAAAAUUGGAAUUUUGUGGUGGUGCUGUACGUUGUCAAGUAUACGAAAUGUGGGCCCAGGGGGACCGAGUAGCUUGUGGUGUCAUUACUGAUGACACUAAAGUCGUAUUUCGUUCAUCUACUGCUAUGGUGUACAUAUUUUUGCAAAUGUCAUCAGAAAUGUGGGAUUUUGAUAUAUAUGGAGAUCUUUAUUUUGAAAAAGCGGUGAAUGGUUUUCUCUCUGACUUGUUCAUGAAAUGGAAGAAAAAUGGAAGCAAUCACGAAGUAACCAUUGUACUUUUCUCAAGAACGUUUUACGAGGCCAGCAGUUUAGAAGAGUUUCCUCAGCACAUGAGGGAAUGUCUACAAAAGGAUUACAAAGGAAGAUAUUACGAGGACUUUUAUAGAGUUGCUGUGCAAAACGAGCGUUAUGAUGACUGGAGCGGUUUCUUAGUACAACUGAGGCAUAUUUUCCAGAAUUAUCUAAAGGUGGUGUUAGAAUAUCAUUCUAGACCAGAUCAAGUCAUUCCUGCUGCCACGAAUAGCACGGCUGCCCAAGGAAAUUUUUUAGAAGUUUUAAAUAUGUCUCUAAACGUGUUUGAAAAACAUUAUUUAGAUCGCAGUUUUGACAGAACAGGUCAGUUGAGUGUGGUGGUUACUCCUGGAGUAGGUGUAUUCGAAGUUGAUAGAGAGCUCACUAAUAUCACUAAACAAAGAAUCAUAGACAAUGGUGUUGGCAGCGAUUUGGUUUGUGUUGGUGAGCAACCCUUACAUGCUGUUCCACUACUGAAGUUCCACAAUAAAGACACCCAUUUAAAUGUACCUGAUGAUUAUUCGAUGCCGCAUUGGAUAAAUUUGUCAUUUUACUCUACUAACAAGAAAAUUGCUUAUUCAAAUUUCAUUCCAAGAAUCAAAUUACCACCUCCACUCCCUGAUGGAGAUGUGAAAAAAGAUUCACCGAGAUCCAAACUUUUACCUGAAGAUGAGUAUAUUCAUAAUUCUUUUUUCGACUAUGACGCGUACGAUGCCAAAAUAUUCCAAAUGCCACCGGCAUAUCACUCCACAGAAAACAGUACACUACAUCACAAAGUACCACCUCGCUAUAAUCGAUUUAAAAGAAGUUCAGGCAGUUUAUUGGAUUCACAGGAUUUCACCAAAGGCCAGCGACGAAAAAUGUCUGACCCUGACAUUCCUCAAAGAAUAAAUUCAAACCCACGCUCGGAACCAAUUGCCAUACCCUCAGCUACUUACACUCCAGUUGUGUCUCCUCAUGCAGAUGUGGAAAGAGAGCUAUCUCCACCUCCAAGGAUGGUGGUUGGUUCAGAAGGUUCACCUCCUUUUGAAUCAAAAGCUCUAAUAAACCCAUUUGAUCCCUCUCAUGUGACAAUUAAACUGACCUCGAAUAGAAGAAGAUGGACCCACAUAUUUCCAAAAGGGCCUACAGGAGUGCUAAUUCAGCAGCACCAUUACCAAGCAGUUCCAGCACAACCAGAUAAGUCCAAUGUGGGAAAUGAAAAUUUGGAGAGACAGAUUUCGUCAAGUAGUAACUUAUCGAAAUCACUGAGCGCUACUGCUGCCUUACAGGAAUAUUGCAAAAAACGCCCAAAUUCACAUAACACGGGUCAUAGUAUUACAGUCACAUCUAAAAAUUCAAUGAAAAGCUCAACCCUCCUUUGGGGCGCAACGGGCGAACAAGAAUGGACUCCCGCCCUGACUACAGUCAAUGACGUUCUCAUAGGAGUGGAUUGGAAGUCUUUAACAAUCCCAGCAUGUUUACCGAUAACAACAGAUUAUUUUCCUGACAAACGAGCUCUCAAUAUCGACUAUGUAGUGUCUCUGUACAGUUUAUUACCAGACAGCGUAAAUGCAGAUUUUGCUCAACAACGUGCUACCUAUAAGAAACCAUUAACUACGAUGGAAGUGUUCAAGGAAUUAAUAUCUCAAAGGUUAGCUCAGGGAUUUCAGUUGAUAUUAAUGGCUGACAGUGCCUUUUGUGGUAAUGGAAUCCCUGCUCCUAACCCAAAAAUGAGGGGCACCGUAAUAAGGAAGAGCCCUACAGAAAAUGACGAGAGUUAUUAUUUAUCGAUUGGAAGACUUUUUCACAAAAUUUCGCUUUCUGGCAACACAAUCUCUGUUACUAGAUAUAGACCUAGGCAUCCAUAUCCAGGAUUCAAUUAUCAGUAUCGUUACCGAUUUUAUGCACCAUGGCAUGAUACAUAUGAGGAAUCUUUUGCCUCAUUUACUACAGAGAAACUUGAACAUUUCAACUGGAAUUAUUUGGACCAUUACGUCUGUACUGGUGGUGAUACAGAAUUUGUCUUAGUUGAUGCUUUGAAAUAUUGGAGGUUUCGGGUAUACUUACUUCCUCUGAACAAUACUGCAACCAAAAAGAUCAUAGAAGGCAAUGAUCACUGUGAUAUUUAUACACUCCCGACAAAUUCCGAUCAUCAGCAGAUGGUGGAUGGAUUGAUUAAAUUUAUAGAAACGGCAGUUAACAAAAUAAAGCGAUCUAGUAUACCAAAGAAGCCAAGGAUGUCACUGAGUAUAUUAAGCCUUCCACCAUUGGCGCAACCUAGACGUAACAGUAUGAGCAAUUUUUCUCAGAAUAUUGGCUCUAAUUCACCGUUUCGAGAAAGAUUAGGUAGCAACAGGCUUUCCGACCGUCCCCGUCCAAGGUCAGGUUCCAAAGUUAUGGACAGGAGUCGAACUUCCCAAAGUUCUCAAGAAUCCAGUUGCGAAUUACGAGAAGGUCACGAAAUGGCAACAGACGAAAAUACUGUGCCUACUAUUAUGUUACUCAAAUCCAGUGCCACAGGAACAGAACUUAUAGAAGCAAUGAAGCAUCCUACAAGUGGAUUAUCGUUUAUUAAUCUGCCACAGAAUCUGCCAAAUUUUACAUUUGUGACUGCUGAUUCAGUGAACUGGCUAAUGACACAUAUGGAAGGUGUUACGUCAGUUGAAAAAGGCGUUCAGGUUAUGCAAACAUUACAUAAAGAACAAUUAAUUCGUCAUGGAUCUGGAGACGUUCAGAGAUCUUUUCUGUAUGGUUUUUAUUUGUUUUACAUUGUCUAUAGUGAUAAAGACGAUAAAGAUAUUCUUCAACCAUGUGGUGACAUCCAAGGUUUCGAAAAUGAAUGGAUGGAAGUAGAAGUAAAACCCCCUUUAAACUGGGGAUUAAACACUUCACCAGUGGCUCUGAAAGUUCCCAACUCAGUUUCAGACAGAGAACGAGGAGUUCCUCAUUUUCUGUGUGAGGACAUCGAUGCGGAAUAUUCUGAUUGCGACGUUGAUGGGAUAAUGUACAACCGAAUGAGAUUAGAGACUGAUGUAACCGGAAAAAGUGAUAGAGUUGAAUGGGGUCAUACAAGGUAUCAGACAGUAUUCCGACCUGAUCAAGCCUACGAAUUGGUUGUAGAGUGGUUGACUUCUUCAGGUUCUAUAGUUUUUGAACUGCUCAGCGGAUGGCAUCGAAAAGCUCAGAGUUGUGGGUUACAAAUGAUUCCAAUACCACACGACCCACUAGCUCUACCUUAUUCUAAUAAAUCUGAUCCCUUAAGAGGUCCUAUAUUCGUACCUCUCAAUAUUAAAUGUUUAGAAGAAAGAGAUAGAUUAUUUAAAGAAUUUAAGGAAGAUACUUAUACGGAACGGUUAUUUUUAUUCCAAGAAGCAAUUGUUCAAAGGUUUGGAUUCAUUUCAUGUCGAGUGGAACACGCGAAUAAGGCUAAUCGUUCAUCCGAACAUCAGUACAUUCAUGCAACAGGUACGGUGUUCAUAUUGGUAUCUAGUGCUAUGCCUAAAAUAAAGAGUCGGACCAGUUCUUCUGUGCGGAGCAGUACUGGACGUUAUUCUGUUCAUGCUGAUGUUGUGCCAAGUCCUCAUGAAGCAUACAUUACCAGGCAUGUGUCUGGUAAAAAUAAAGAUGAUUAUGACAAUUCUAGAAAGAUGGGAUUUCUCUGGUGUUGGAAUCACAUGGUUAGCAAAAGGUGGAGAACAAAUCAAGGUGUAGACACUAACUUCCAAUUAAAACUCUUGAGAGACUUCCGUGAAUUCUGUAUCAAUUCAGAAGAUAGAUUGCGUACCUUUUGGCAAGAGAGUUGGGAUGCCAAAGAAACUGCGAUGUCUUUUAUGAACAGCAGUAGUUCCAUAUCCAACAAUUUGAUAUAAUGAAUAUUUUGUAUGAUGUGAUUAUUUGUUUUUCUAAAAACUAUUUUUAUUACAAAUUGUAUAAUA